AUGCCGGAGCCAAGGUGGGUGAUAUCAAUGGGAAGCUGUGCGAAUGGAGGUGGAUACUAUCACUACUCCUACUCAGUGGUUCGAGGCUGUGACAGAAUUGUGCCGGUCGACAUUUACGUCCCUGGGUGCCCUCCAACCGCAGAGGCUUUGCUCUAUGGACUCCUCCAGCUUCAGAAGAAAAUCAACAGGCGCAAGGAUUUCUUGCAUUGGUGGAACAAGUGA
Thlaspi arvense is the source of this 222-nucleotide messenger RNA. NCBI's taxonomy places the organism in Eukaryota, Viridiplantae, Streptophyta, Magnoliopsida, Brassicales, Brassicaceae. The record is from the annotation of a GenBank genome assembly.